UUUUCUGUUCGCGUGCUGCAUUCUGGAACCGCUCUACUUCCUGCUUCGGGGUCCUUUUCCGGUUGGCUUUCAGGACUCGGUCGCCAUUUUCCAGCAGACCACGGGAGGAAGUAGUUGUGUUGAGUGAAGCAUUUGAAAAUGAGCGGAUGUCGAGUGUUCAUCGGUCGGCUGAGCCCCCACGCCAGAGAGAGGGACGUGGAGAAGUUUUUCAAAGGAUUUGGGCACAUUCGGGAGGUCAAUCUAAAAAACGGCUUUGGCUUUGUGGAGUUUGAUGACCACAGAGAUGCUGAUGAUGCAGUCUAUGAACUGAAUGGGAAAGAACUGUGCAAUGAAAGGGUCACAAUAGAGCAUGCCCGCUCUCCCAGAGGGAGAGGAGGUGGAGGAGCUGGAGGUGGAAGUGGUGGUGGAGGAGGUGGUGGUGGAAGGUUCUCUCCGCGGUUCAGCAGCUAUCGUCUGACUCGUGGCUCAAUGUAUGGUCCUCCUGUGCGCACAGAGCACAGAAUCAUCGUUGAGAACCUCUCGUCCCGGAUAAGUUGGCAGGAUCUGAAGGAUAUGAUGAGGAAGGUUGGUGAAGUCACAUUUGUGGAUGCACACAGAUCCAACAAGAAUGAAGGAGUGGUGGAAUUUGCUUCACACAGCGAUAUGAAGAACGCCCUUGAUAAACUAGAUGGCACUGAGCUUAACGGACGCAAACUCAAACUGACUGAAGAUCGCAAGAGGAAGAGCAGAAGCCGCUCCAGGAGCUACACCAGGUCUCGCAGUCGUUCCCGAUCCAGGAGCCGUUCCAAAUCCCCGAGCAGGAGUCGAAGCAGGAAUCGCAGCCGUACCAGGUCCCGCUCGGUCAGCCACAGCCCAGAGAGGAAGCCCCUUCCCCGGGCGGCCCCGCGCUCCCCGUCCCGCUCUCGCUCCAAGUCUCGAUCCCACUCCCGAUCCCCUCCAGUGCAGAAGAGGCAGUCCAGAUCCAGGUCCCCCUCGGCUGAGAGCCAGCACUGAGAGCCGUAUCCCUGCCUGCACCAGCUGUAUCUGUAGAUCUAGUUACAGCUCUCGUAUCUGGUUAGAAUUGCAGACCGAUCUGUUAAAGCAGCUGCUGAUGUGAUUUAUUGUCUGUUGCGUAAUAGAAAAGCCGCAGGAGAUGCUUUUUUUUGCACAAACUGCAUAACUUUUUUUAUAUUUUAUUUUAAAGCCGCAAUGUUUGGAUCCCCCCCCCCCCCCCCCCCCCCCAACACCUGCACUCGGCAACGUGUAUAGGAUUACAUGGUGUGAGGUUUUUUUUUUCAGUAAAAUUUUCGCCCCUUCAUAGUUUCAUUGUCUUGUAAAUUGACUUUGUAUGUGGAUGAUUGCAAUGGCAAGUGAUGUCCCUAGGUGGACUAGUUUGUUUGCAAAACACAAUCUUUUUCCUUAUUCUAUGAUUUGUUACACCCUUUUAAGUGGGUUAUUGGUGUUUUAAUUAGCUGUCAUUUUUUUUCCAGGCAGUUUUUGGUUUCCUACCUACCAAAAAUGAAAGACAUGAUGUGUAGUAUAACAUUUUGCUGUGACCUUGUAAUUUUGUGCUGAUUAAAUUUUAUAUGGACUAA
This is a messenger RNA of Acipenser ruthenus (sterlet), 1574 nucleotides long. RefSeq names its product serine/arginine-rich splicing factor 5-like. Gene Ontology annotation, molecular function: mRNA binding. The transcript has 8 exons. The record is from RefSeq and is a predicted model, not a curated record. Bases 139 to 993 code for a protein of 284 amino acids. Gene Ontology annotation, cellular component: nucleus; cytoplasm; ribonucleoprotein complex. NCBI's taxonomy places the organism in Eukaryota, Metazoa, Chordata, Actinopteri, Acipenseriformes, Acipenseridae.